Calypte anna (Anna's hummingbird) is the source of this 6444-nucleotide messenger RNA. RefSeq names its product ubiquitin specific peptidase 13 (gene USP13). The transcript has 21 exons. Gene Ontology annotation, biological process: protein deubiquitination. The coding region runs from base 21 to 2606 and encodes 861 amino acids. NCBI's taxonomy places the organism in Eukaryota, Metazoa, Chordata, Aves, Apodiformes, Trochilidae. The record is from RefSeq and is a predicted model, not a curated record. Gene Ontology annotation, molecular function: protein binding; zinc ion binding; cysteine-type deubiquitinase activity.
GCCGGCCGGAGGGAGGGAACAUGCAGCGGGCCGCGCUCUUCAGCGGCGGCGAUGCGCAGAUGGCCGCCGGGGACCUGGGCGAGCUGCUCGUCCCCUACAUGCCCACGAUCCGGGUGCCCAAGUCAGGGGACCGGGUCUACAAGACGGAGUGUGCCUUCUCCUACGACUCGCCUGAUUCAGAAGGAGGUCUCUAUGUGUGCAUGAACACUUUUCUGGGAUUUGGAAGGGAACACAUUGAAAGACAUUACCGGAAGACAGGACAGUGUGUGUAUCUGCAUCUGAAACGACAUGUGAUAGAGAAGAUACCAGGAGCAUCUGGUGGAGCUUUACCAAAAAGGAGGAAUGCUAAGCUAUUUUUAGAUCUAGAGUUAAACAGUGAUCUCAACAGUGAUGACUUUGAAUAUGAGGACGAAGCAAAGCUUGUUAUAUUUCCUGAUCACUAUGAAAUCUCAUUACCCAACAUAGAAGAGUUACCAGCACUGGUGACUAUAGCUUGUGAUGCACUCCUCAGUGCAAAGUCACCCUACAGGAAGCAGGAACCUGACUCCUGGGAAGAAGAGCUACAAGCAUCUAAACAUGCCAAAACACUUGUACAGAUAGACAACGGUGUCAGAAUUCCCCCCAGUGGUUGGAAAUGCUCAAAAUGUGACCUGCGGGAGAAUCUGUGGCUAAACCUGACAGAUGGUUCAGUGUUGUGUGGCAAGUGGUUCUUUGAUGGCAGUGGAGGGAAUGGGCAUGCAAUGGACCACUACAAGGAGACAGGUUAUCCCCUGGCAGUGAAGUUGGGAACCAUCACUCCUGAUGGAGCAGAUGUCUAUUCCUUUGAUGAAGAGGAGCCAGUUUUAGAUCCACAUAUAGCAAAACAUUUGGCACACUUUGGAAUUGAUAUGCUGCAGAUGCAAGUGACAGAGAAUGGGCUGAGAGAUAAUGAUAUAAAACCAAGAGUCUCUGAAUGGGAAGUGAUCCAGGAAGCUGGCAUGAAGCUCAAGCCCAUGUAUGGCCCAGGAUACACUGGCAUGAAGAACUUGGGAAAUAGCUGCUACCUCAAUGCUGUCAUGCAAGCCAUUUUCAGCAUCCCAGAGUUCCAGCGGGCGUAUGUGGGAAGCCUUACACGAAUAUUUGACUACUCUCCUCUUGAUCCAACACAAGAUUUCAACACUCAGAUGGCUAAACUGGGACAUGGCCUUCUUUCAGGCCAGUACUCUAAGCCACCCAUGAAAUCUGAGCUUAUUGAGCAGGUGAUGAAAGAAGAACACAAGCCUCAACAAAACGGAAUAUCUCCCCGAAUGUUUAAAGCUUUUAUAAGUAAAGGGCACCCAGAAUUUUCCUCUAACAGGCAACAAGAUGCACAGGAAUUUUUCCUACACCUUAUAAAUCUAGUAGAGAGGAACCCAGUGGGUUCUGAAAACCCUAGUGAUGUUUUCCGGUUCCUGGUGGAAGAACGCACGCAAUGCUGCCAGUCCAGAAAGGUUCGCUACACGGAGAGGGUGGACUACAUCAUGCAGUUACCUGUGGCCUUGGAGGCAGCAACAAACAAAGAUGAAUUAAUUGCCUAUGAGCUGAAGAGACGAGAAGCAGAAGCUGCGAGGAGGCCUCCACCAGAGCUCGUUCGUGCCAAGAUCCCAUUUAGUGCCUGUUUGAAGGCCUUUUCUGAACCUAGCAAUGUGGAGGAUUUCUGGAGCAGUGCCCUUCAAGCAAAAUCUGCAGGAGUUAAGACUUCUCGUUUUGCUUCCUUUCCUGAGUAUUUAGUGGUGCAGAUCAAGAAAUUCACCUUUGGCCUUGAUUGGAUACCCAAAAAACUUGAUGUGUCCAUAGACAUGCCAGAUUUCCUAGAUAUCAGCCACCUUCGGGCCAGAGGUCUCCAGCCAGGAGAAGAAGAACUUCCAGAUAUUGCUCCUCCCAUUAUCAUUCCGGAUGACCCAAAAGAUCGUAUGAUGAACCAUCUCAUGGAGUCUCUAGAUAUUGAUGAAUCUUCAGUUAUGCAACUGGCAGAGAUGGGUUUUCCUUUGGAAGCAUGUCGGAAAGCUGUGUACUAUACAGGCAACUUGGGUGCUGAAGUGGCUUUCAACUGGAUCAUUGCACACAUGGAAGAACCAGACUUUGCUGAGCCUUUGGUCAUACCUGCAUUUGGAGAAGUUACUUCCAGUGGAGCAGCUGCAUUAGGAGCUGUAGGGCUAGAUAACCAGCCUCCUGAGGAGAUUGUUGCAAUUAUUGUUUCCAUGGGCUUCCAAAGGAAUGUAGCAAUUCAAGCACUGAAGGCAACAAACAAUAAUUUGGAGCGUGCACUGGAAUGGAUCUUUAGCCACCCUGAACUAGAGGAAGAAAGUGAGCCUGCUUUGAACAUGAUGGAUAUGGAGAAUCAUGCUAAUGCCAAUAUCCUUGCAGAGACAGGAUCAGAGGGACCCAGGAUCAAAGAUGGGUCUGGAAGAUAUGAGCUGUUUGGGUUCAUCAGCCACAUGGGAACAUCCACAAUGAGUGGCCACUAUGUUUGUCAUCUCAAAAAAGAAGGAAGAUGGGUGAUCUACAAUGACCUUAAAGUCUGUGCCUCAGAGCGACCUCCCAAAGACCUGGGCUACAUGUAUUUUUACCACAGGGUACCAAGUUAGGCCUCAAAUCUUUUACCUGGCCUUAAGAAGCCAUAAGCCUUUUUAGCCUGCCCAAAAAAAGUGCACAAUAAAAAAGAAAAUCUACAACCAAAAAAAGACCUCUAACCCUUGGACUGCCAAAAAGUAAAGGAAAACGUGGGGUAGUUUAUUUAAACACAGUAAUUUGAUGCUGCCUUAAGUAUUAGAGGGAAAAUUUCUACUAGGUGAUGUAUAGUACAUCGUUUUAAAUUUAUACACCUUAAAGGAUACCUUAAGACCAUGUGUAUUACUGGUGGGAUUUGCAGCUCUUAUGUGGGGUAAAUGGAAGUUUCGGAGUUGAACAAAAAUAACCUGGUUCAGCCCAUCUCCUGUUUUGUCCAUGCAUCUCUUGAAGACCAUGAAGAAAUAUUUGCAUCUUUGGUAACUGGGAGCCAGUGUUUUCAACCCAAGUCUAGACCACUUAGAGAAAUCAUACUGCUUAUAAAGUUGGAAGGAAGGGGUGUGUGAGUGUUCUUCAGAGCAGAAUGUUUCAUUUGAGAGAUUGGUUUUGCUACAAUGAAAAAAGUCAACUGAAGUUAUAUCUGUUAGAAUUCAGUUUUAUAGUAUUUUUGUUUACUGCAUAAAGAAACUCACGGAGAUGGAAGCAAUCUUCUGUCAGUGGCCCGUACAUUUUCUGCCAAAGAGAAAUAGUAGAUUUUAUUUUUGCAGACAUAGGUUUCUUCAUCUUUUCUUGAAUGUUUGUUUUGCAAGUUCUUCCAACAGAUUCAGGAUUACAGGUGGCUCAAAUAAGUGGUAAUUUUCUGACUAUAAAAUUGAAUGCAUACCCUCAGGAAAGGCAAGGCUAUUAUUUAAAUUUUAUUUUCUUAUGAAGCAGGUAAAGAGGAGGUUAAUAUCCCAUUUAUUUAUUUCAGGGAAAUUUACAUCUAUAACGCUCACAUUCCAGCUGAAAUAAACCCCCUGACAAACUAAGAACCCGCAGUGCAAUUCUACUUCCUGCAAUUCUACUUCCUUUCCAUCUGUGAGGGGGGACAAUAUCUUAGAAAAAUUGCAGCUUUAUUUAUCUGCUUCUCUCUCCUCCCUUCCUUAAAAAACUAAACACUUCCUCCCCGCCCCACCACCAAGACCACCACCACCAAAACCCACCUUGAAAUGAUGCUUCAGCUUUCUUAAAAGUUGCAAACACACCAAGAAUCUGAUCUCUUCAACUGACAGCUUCAGAAAUGGGUUUUAUAUCUUUGACAGGGAUGGAGGGGUAGGUACAGGCUGGCUUUUCCUGUGUGGUUUGGUGGGGGGGUUUUUGUUUGUUUUUAGGUGUUUUUGUUUUUUGUUACUUCAAGUUUAUGUCACAGGGGGUUUAAAUUUUGGGGGUUUAAAUUGUAUUUGAAAACUCUAAUUCUAGAAAAAAAUACAAUGGUGAGUGCAAAACUACUCAUGAUUGCAAAAAAAAUCAAAUGUUCACAGUAUUGGCUGAUCUUAUUGAGUCCUCAAAAUGAAUUGGAUCAUUCAAGAAAGAAAAACAACCAGAAAAAAAGCCUACAGAGUGCAUGUGAGGCAGGGAUCCCAUGUGUGUGGAGGUGCAAUUACAUUAUCCCUGUAGUUAGUGCCUGCAAGUUUAAUAGCAAAAUUCAGGCAGCUACACACGACAUUCAGAAGAGAACCCAAACCAAAAAAAUCUGGUUAUGAGUAAGGCAUUCUAUAUUUUCCAGCAUUUGAGGAAAAAGAGUUCUCAUUCUGGUCAUAUCUCAUGCAGAGCCAGAAAAAAAAAAAAAAAAAAAAAAAAAAAAAAGACAUUGUUUGGUUGUGUAUUUUAGAAAAAAAACAUUAUCUUAAAAGAUUGAGAGAAAUUCUAGUGCAAUAAUUCUGUAGAGUGUAAAUGAUGCACAAGUGCUGGGAAAGCCUCCUGCACUUAGAGCUGUUACUGACACAAAAGAAUGACCUCCUAGCAAAUUGGUAAGUGGCUCCUGUGAGACUGAGCUGCCUUGUAAUUAUUGAGCCACCAGUCCUGGACAAAAUAAAAGCUGCUAGAAAUUUUUUCCUUCUUCCAGUAUUUGUGUAUUUCACCAGAAAAUGUCAGAUUUGAAAAUGGGAUCAGUAAAUUACACAGAGAUACAUCUCCUAUUUAAAGUGAAAGAACAAAACUUCUGUAUAUCUGUGGUUGUACUUUUUCAUUUUGGCAGUACAAAAAGUACAAAAGGCCCCUUUUAAUAAAUUUUUUGAUGCCUUGUUCUACUCCAAGGAAGUUCAACACAAUAGCUUCCCUCUUGCCUCAUGAUCUUAAAGGGCUAGUUACAAACUAACAAGAUCUGGUGGCCACUGUCUUUUUGUUUAGAAACCUGGGGUAAAUAAAGGUCAACAGAGUUGUUCCCAUGUUCAUUAUUAAACUGCAAACAUGGCUGCUCUUAUAGGAUUAACGACAGAGCCUGGACUCUUGCAAACCCUUUUCUGUGGUAUAGCCUGAAACUGGAAUGGCUGUGGGACUGCUUGUUCUUGGUUUAAUUGGAGGCACACUUAGAAAGCUGGCUAGUGAUAAACUGAAAAUAGUAAAUGGAAGGGGAGAGCCAUUUGCUGCCUGUGGAAUUUCAGCUUCUGAAAUUCUUUUCAGUUCAUCACUAUUAUGUACUUCUUGCUUAAACUACCAAGCAGGUCAGAAGUGCAGGAUGAAGAUGAGGGGAAAGGCUUAUGGAUCUCUUAAAAUGUAGCACUUGAAAACAUGUUCCUCAUCUGUUUGAGGAAUUAUUAUUUCCCAAAGCACUGUCUUUCCUUCUUUUUCAAAUAAGCAGUCAGGUCAUCUCACUUUUGUGAUGGGAUGUGUGAAGAACAUCAUGAAUCUGGAGGAGCAGGACGUAAACUCCUGACUCUUCAGUCUAGUGUGAGAGAGUUUUGUUAUGUUUUUUUUUUUAAACCUCAGCAUGCAGAAGCCACAAUCAGACAGACUACUGAACAGGUGACUAAUCUAUCAGGCUUUGCCUUCUAACAUUUGUAUGUAAUUAGUUGUUUCUAGCCAGGCUUCAGUGCACAUCCUGAGCAGUGGCUGAUGAGAACAUGCCAGGUGUCUGGGACUGGAAUAGCUGUUGGGGGGUUAAGGUGUGCUGAGAACUUCUUGACAAAAAAGGAUGGAGGAAGAAAAAUCACUGUGGGCUCUUUGGGACAUUCUAACCUGAGAAUUAUGUCAAGCCAGGUACUGGCAGUAUAUUCCUAGCAACGUGCAAGAUCCAUUCUGAGUCACAAUCUCCUGUCUCAAAAACAAAUGUAGACACAGACCCCUGAUUAGUCUUCCUAGCUAUAAUUAGGUUAUCCUAUAAUUAGGAUUUAAAAAAUAAUUUAUUCAAAGUUAUGUUUUAAAAACAAGCCUGGAAGAUUCUGCACUACUAUCACUUGUAAUUCUGAGUUCAGUGGCAUUGCUUCUGCCUGACUUUGGUGCAACUGAAACCAGAGUCAAUCCAACCCAUUUUCUUGGCAGCCUUCACUGGGUCAUAUUCUGAAUCUGAAUGCAACCAGAACUCACUAGGUUGCUUUACAAGCAUCUCCAAUUCAUUCCUUUUGUUCUCCAUCCUGGCAGGAGCCAUUUCUUUUUGUUGUUUUAAUGCAUUGAAAGACUAUGCAAAAAAUGCAUAACUGGAAUAACUUUUUAUCCUUUUCCCACCACUUUUCCUGCAUCAGUGGCUGAGAUCAGUUUGUGAUUUCUAUUCACUCUUCAUGGUUUUUCUGUUGUAUCCCUGUGUCUUUACUGGUUUAUUUUGCACCAUUCAGAGUUGUUUGCUUGAAGCACUGUUAACAUUCUGGAGAGUAUUUGUCUGAGAUGAGAGGUUGUGAAUGACAUUGUUGCAUCUGUUUUAAAUUAAAAAGAAAUGUUCGCAGA